This is a messenger RNA of Odontomachus brunneus, 740 nucleotides long. RefSeq lists its product as uncharacterized. The coding region runs from base 83 to 544 and encodes 153 amino acids. The transcript is spliced from 6 exons. Gene Ontology annotation, biological process: sensory perception of smell; detection of chemical stimulus involved in sensory perception of smell. NCBI's taxonomy places the organism in Eukaryota, Metazoa, Arthropoda, Insecta, Hymenoptera, Formicidae. Gene Ontology annotation, molecular function: odorant binding; olfactory receptor activity. The record is from RefSeq and is a predicted model, not a curated record. Gene Ontology annotation, cellular component: plasma membrane.
CAGUUAUCGCAUAGAACGAGCAAUUACAAACAAUAAGCGAGAAAAUGUUAAUCUAAAAGACCAGAAUGUGAUUUUUAAGAGGAUGAUCUAUGCGGUAGACAUUCAUCGUAAAGCUAUGAAAUACUCCAGUUUUCUAAUAUCCAGCUUUGAGAGGACUUUCUUUCUUCUCAUUGCGUUAGGCGUGGUUAUCUUGAGUCUUAAUCUUUUUCGAGUCGUUCAGCUUGCAUCAUCCGGAGGCAAUAAAGAGGAACUUUUAUUUCGUUUCAUAUGUGUAAUUCUCAUUCUUACAUGUAUGUUUUUCUCCAACGAAAUCGGACAGGAAAUUACAGAUCACAAUGAUCAAGUAUAUUUAACUGCAUACAGAGUGAUGUGGUAUGCAGCGCCCUUACAUGUGCAGAAACUAAUAUUGUUUUUGAUACAAAGAGGUAACAAAACUUUCGGGUUGCAUGUGGGUGGAUUAUUUACCUCAUCUUUACAGUGUUUUGCAACGUUGGCGAGUACAUCGGUAUCUUAUUUUACCGUAAUGUACGCAACAGUGACGUAAAUACAUCAUUUAAUAGUACAUCGAAAUAUACUCUUUUAAGUCGGUAGCAUAUAAUUUAUCAGGCAAUCAGGUUAUUAGAGAUUUAUACUUUACCACUUACUCCAUAGUUGAUACAUCGAACUUAAGAUUAAUGCGACUAAUGUUUUCGCCAACGACCAAACGUGUUGCACGAGUGCUAGCACUGGAUUGAAGUAUU